Molecule: messenger RNA, 1362 nt
Organism: Trichomonas vaginalis G3
Lineage: Eukaryota; Parabasalia; Trichomonadida; Trichomonadidae
Exons: 1
Coding region: 1-1362 (453 amino acids)
Source: RefSeq, a predicted model, not a curated record
AUGAGAAACUAUUUAGUCAUUAUGAACUCGAACGAGUUUAAAGAAACUAUGACAAUUAAUACAGGUGAAUUACCUCUUUUGCUCGAGCCCAAGGGAAAUGCUACUGAAGUUUUCUAUUUCUUUGAUGCAUUUCCAAAGCCAGCACAUGUGGAAUUUAUCAUUGGAAAUUGCCCAUUUUCUCUUACUCCUGUUUCCAAAUUCGCAAAUGUUUUUAACUAUUAUAUUGUUCUCCUUCCAACGGUGAAUGAUUUAUCUUAUCACCUAGAACCAGAGAUUAAACUUGGCGCAUUCACAUAUGGUCCUUCAUGGGCACAAUCAGAUAUGUACCCAAUUGGACAAGUUAUGGAUCUUCCGGUUUCUGCCAGUGAAUAUUCAGUUAUUAAAUUUGAAGGAAAUGGUGAUAAAACGCCGAAAUUAAACAUCGGACAUGUUAUCGUGAAAUCUGGAAUUCCAGGAGUAACGAUUUUCCAAUACGGAUGCCAUACAGAUCUAGAUCCAAUUACAAAAGUAAAGUACUUUGAUCAAACAGUUGAUGGUGCGGUAUAUCCUGCAGGACCAGAUGUACUAGAAACACUUCAAUGGGGUAUUAACGAUGUAGUUUUCCCAUAUAAGUUUGAAGAUGAAGUUUAUAACUGGAUCCAUAUCCAAUACAGGCUACCACAAUAUAGUGUUUUGGUUACAAUGAAGACAAACAAAGAUGAGCCUUUUAACGGCACAUAUUGGUACUCAAAUCCACCAGAUUCUGGUGCUGGGACAAUACAUAAAGAAAAUGUUGCCUUCUUUACUAAUGUAGCAAAUAAUCAUAUUGAUUUGUUUUCUAAUAGAAAUCAAAUAGCAAGAUUUGUCCUUUUCAACAUUUCGCAAAUUGGCCCGAUAGAUAAUUACGAAAUCAUCCUUAGUUAUAAAACUUAUUCAACAACAUUUGAUUUCAACAAGUCUUAUGUAGUUUUCGUUCCAAAUCCUUCUCAAAUUAAUUUUGGAUUCCUAACUAACAGAUACAAAUACGAGAUACAUGGUGCAGAUGGAGAAACAACAACAGACACAUCAAAGCCAUACUACCUUUAUCUUACAAAAGACAAGAAAUAUGAAAGUCAAAAUGCCUAUUUUCAUCCAGCUGUCGAAGUCGACAACAAUGCACUCUAUGACGUAGCUAAAUCGACAAGUCAGAAUCCAACAGAUCCAGUAGUUCUUAUGGGUCUGCACAGAGAAUGGCCACCUUUGCUUACUAAUAAACAAAUAUUCAUUAUAGCAGCAUGUGCCGCCGGCGUUCUCUUCAUUGUCAUUAUCAUAUGUGCUUGCUGCUGCUGCAAGAAAAAGAAAGGAAAAGGAAAGCAUUCAUCGUCAAGUGGAGAUAAAGUCUAA